Kickxella alabastrina is the source of this 348-nucleotide messenger RNA. RefSeq lists its product as uncharacterized. Lineage: Eukaryota; Fungi; Kickxellomycota; Kickxellomycetes; Kickxellales; Kickxellaceae. The record is from RefSeq and is a predicted model, not a curated record. Bases 1 to 348 code for a protein of 115 amino acids. The transcript has a single exon.
AUGAUGGAAAUAGUAGACAGUCAGAGCGCACACGCGUCCAGCAAUUGCACAUCCGCCGAGCAGACUAACGCACUCAAGCAGAUCAACGCGCUUCUCGAGAUGCCGUCUAUCUGCCUGUCGCGCAUCCGCGAACCACUCGCUCUGGUCGGCGGCUACUGGAACAUAGACGCCGACAUUAUUAACAAGGUGUCCACAGGAGCGCCGCACACCGCAGAAGAGGGGAUCGCGGAUAUGUGCGCGGUUUUCAACAAUAUCCGUCAUUCGCCAUCGCUUGAUGCGAAAAUCAAACGCGAUAUCGCUAUUUUCGUCGAGCGCGCUGGUGCUUGGGUCACGAACAACCGGAUUUGA